Molecule: messenger RNA, 3720 nt
Organism: Symbiodinium natans
Lineage: Eukaryota; Dinophyceae; Suessiales; Symbiodiniaceae
Source: the annotation of a GenBank genome assembly
AUGUCACAUAGUAUGCUUACGCUUAUGUUGAUGCUGGUCCAGCUGGCCGAAGGAAGCCAAACUCGGAUGGAUAACCUCGGAGCUUGUGACGAAGCCACAGCCGAUUGCUUGGGCAAGAAUGUCACAGACUACGCCGUGCUGAUACAAGCCAAAGUGGCCCGUCGGUACGAAGAGGAGCUGCGUCCAGGGCCUGGCAGGCACGUGGGCGGCGACACCGCUGAAGUCGGCGGGUCCAGCGUCGGGCGCUAUUCAUUUAGGCGCUGGCGCCGUCGCUCUGGACCUCGUUCUUAUGGGCCAUCACCACCAUACCCUCAGGAGACUUCCAUCACGACGUCGACGGCAACGCCGGCGAUGACAACAACCCUACCGUCGACGACGACAACCCUCAUUUCGACGACAGCCACACCAACAACCACCACAACAACUGGGGUCCCAACGGCGGCAGACGCCAUCGCCGAUCAGAUCAGCGCGGUCGAGCAGUCAGGCACUGAGCUCGUGCAAGCCAGUUUGUCAGAAUUGUUUGCUGGUACCAAUGGCUCCUCCUCCGGCGAGAACGGUUCCUCGGGUGUCCUCGCCACCAUCGAAGUCAACGCGUCGAACUCUUCGGGGCAGCUGCGCAUGACCCUGGUUGACCCCAGUGCCGUCGAGGAGAAUGGCACCCUCGAGAUCGAAGGUGCCGGAGGCUCUGGCACCGUUUCCAUCCCAGGCAGCGUCUUGCAGCAGAUUGCGGCCAAUGCUGGGACAGGCCAAGUGAUAUUGACGACAAGCACAGUCGACACAGCCAACACAGCCAACGCAUCAAAUCUCAGUGACUCCGGCGUUUUGCUUGAUGCUGGAUCCGAUAUCGUCGUGCUCACCUUCCGGGACGCGAAUGGCAACCCGAUCGAGGUCGGGAACCUGUCCGAACCCAUCGAGUUCACCCUGCCAGUUUCCGAUGAGAACGUCAGUUUGAUAGAGGGCGCCGGGCAAGGGGAGAUCCUCACAGCUCUGUCACAUGUGUCGAAAGCCAAGAAACCCGAGCUGAAAAAAGUGUGUUGGUUCUGGGACAAGAAAAAGAAGGCGUGGUCCAGAGUGGAUCUUCUGACGAUCUCGAGCACGGCUGGAGCAAUCCGAUGCAAAGUCUACCACCUAUCAAGCUUCGUUGCCGGAGCACCGCUGCCGGGCCCCGUUGGUUGGAUCGACCUGACGGAGAAUGUCAGGGCUUUGCCGAGCUCCACGGACCGCUUUGCGUUCGCCCGCAGCGACAAGCGCUCCUACUUGCCGAGCAUCCUCUACGGUGCCAACUAUGCGAGCUUCGCCGAAACGGGUGUUGCCACAGAGGCUGUGUGGCAGCUUUAUCCCCCAUACUUCUGGACCGACGUCACACCGGCUGUGGCUGGGCCAGGCCCCAGGGGGUGGCACACCAUGGUCUGGUCGGAGCCGGACUCUGGCUUCCUCGUCUUUGGAGGACUCGUCGACAAGCAAGCAGGCUUCGCCCCAAAUGACCUUUGGCUGCUGAGAGAGAUCGGGGAGCUUGAGACCGCCUUGUUCGAGUGGUCCGCGACCGCAACUUCCGGCACGCGCCCAGGGCCGCGCUAUCAGCACUCAGCAGUGGCAGGCCAAACGGCGGCCGAUGGUGAGGUGAUGAUCGUGUUUGGUGGGCUGGACGAAAGAGUGGACACCACCAACCAGCUCUAUGUACUGGACCUGGGCUCCAAGACCUGGACGCUGCGAGGUCCAACGAACCAGCCGAUGCCGCGCGCUGGCCACUCGGCAGUUUGGGCAUCGGAGCUGGCGAAGAUGCUCGUUUUCGGUGGCUGGGCAGGCACGGCCUCCUAUGCAAACGAGCUUUUCGCUUACACCCCAGACCAAGAUGCAUGGCAGCAGCUUGCACCUGCUGGCACCCUUCCUCCACAAAGAAGUCUCGGCAUUGCUGUUUGGACGGGUGACGAGCUGAUUGCUUUCGGUGGUAUGGUCCCAGGCUCUUCGCCGACAGCGACAUGGCACUGGGCUCCUGAUGCGGCGGAUGGUCGCUGGUCUUCAAAUUCCAUGAGCCCGCAGCCCGCGCAAGCUCCGGACGACACGGCCGUGUGGGAUCCUUUUGAGGGUCGGAUGUUCUUGGCACAAUUCGGCCAAGAUUCCUACACGUUCAUGUCUUACGAGGUAGCCACCAACAGCACGACAUCCACGACAACCACAGCAACCACAACUACAACUGUUGACGACAUCCUUUUCGCCAAAGGAUCUACGCGCCUGACCGUGGGUGGCGCGAGCUGGUUCGGCGUGGGUGACAAGAUCCAGAUCUUGGACACAAGUGCCAGUGAGUUCAAAAUCAUUGUCAACAUCACGGUGCAGCAGGGUGCAAGAACACUCAUUGUGGACGCGCCUCUCGUGAAUGACUACCGCGUGAGCAGGCAGGCGACCAUCAUUGUUGAGGCCGUCGCUACGACCACCACCACAACCACCUCCAGCACCACCACCAGCACAAGCACAAGCACAAGCACGACCACAAGCACAACCACGACCACCACCACAACCACCACCACCACCACCACCACCACCACCACCACAACCACAACCACAACCACAACCACAACCACAACCACAACCACAACCACAACCACAACCACAACCACAACCACAACCACAACCACAACCACAACCACAACCAGCAGCACCACACCACCUUUGCCAGUCGUCAGCGCAGUGGAGGCUACCGACAAACUUCGCGCCGGAUUCGAAGGUGUGGCCGUGACAGCCAAUGGGAAGGCGGUGUUCGCCCCAGGUGCGAACUACGCAUGGCUUUGCGACCCGAGCUACGACAACACGCGGGUUGGGAUCCUGGACCUCGCAACAAGACAGUGGGAAACCUUCAACCUCACAGAUUGCAGCCUGGACACUCCGAGCCCCCUGCCUGCAAACGGCUGGCGAGGUGCAGCAGCUGUGGGCAACAAGGUGGUCUUUGCACCGGCCAAGCACUUCGAGGCCCCGAACCCCGCGAAAGCAGUCGUUGGGAUCUUUGACGCAGUGCCGCCCUACGCCUUUACCCGCAUUGAUAUCUCCAGCAACGUGUCCGUUGCCGACACGCGGGAGCUGUUCAACGGCGCGGUGGCAGUGGGCAACGUGGUCGUCUUCACACCGGGAAACAGCCGGGCGGUGGGCAUCUUCGACGUGAGCAUGUCCAGCUACAGGCAGGCCACACCCGCGGGUGGCUUGGCACCCGGGGCGACGUUGACAGACGCAGUCGUGGUGGGGAACAAGGCCGUGUUCUGCCCAUACCGGGGGAAGAACCUCGUGACUUUCGAGCCAGGACCCGACACCUUCGAGGUGGUUGAUAUCAGCGCAAAAGUGACAUAUGCCGACUACGGCUUCCACGGUGCCGCUGCAGUCGGACGGAAGGUGUAUUGUGCUCCGUGGAAUGCCAACGGCAUUGGGGUUUACGAUGUAGAUACUGGUGCCUUCGACUUGGUGGCCACGGAUCUUUUCACGACCUCACCAGGUACCGCUUACGCCUUCUACGCAGCCGCGGCCCUGGGACCCCUCGUCUACUUUGCGCCUGGAGAUGGGGGUGUCCUCCUGACCCUAGACACACGUGACAACUCCACGCACACGGAUGGCAGCCUGGGUCCCCGUGUUCGCAAAGGCCGGCAGUCCUUCUUCUCCGGCGCGACCGAUGCCUCAUCAGAGAUGGCGGUCUUCUCGCCCUACAUUGCCCAGGAUGUCCUUGUCAUCCAGCGGUGA